Molecule: messenger RNA, 3996 nt
Organism: Contarinia nasturtii (swede midge)
Lineage: Eukaryota; Metazoa; Arthropoda; Insecta; Diptera; Cecidomyiidae
Gene: simj
Product: transcriptional repressor p66-beta
Exons: 13
Coding region: 509-2776 (755 amino acids)
Biological process (GO): negative regulation of transcription by RNA polymerase II
Cellular component (GO): NuRD complex
Source: RefSeq, a predicted model, not a curated record
UAGAUUAAUAAAUUAAAAACAAAUAACAACAAAAUGGAAACGAUAAAUAACAAGUUGAUUAAGUGAAGUUCAGAAUGUAAAGCGCAUGAAAAUGUUUCAAUAAUACGAUAUCUUGACGACUUUUAACAAUUGAGCUCACCAAUAUUUCCUUUGGCAUUUUCUCCUCAAUCUUUUUUUUUUGUAUUAGCCUUCUUUGGUUUGGGUUCAAUUAGUGUACAUAUAGUUUGUCUAGCAUUAAAACAAUAAAAAAAAAAAUAAUAUUGUAUAGCGUAUACGUGUUUAAUGUGUAUUUGUGAUUUCGGGCAAAAUUAUUGCUAUUACUUACGUCGCCGUUGCUCGUAUGUGUGUUGCGAAAUUUUAAUGCCUAUUUUAAAAAAAGUGAGUUUUCGUAAAACAAUUUCAACAGCAAAAAUAGCAUAAACAACUUAUUUUGAAAAAACGAAAUAGAACAACAUACACAAAAAAUAGACAUAAAAAUUGAGCGUAAGAAGUUAGAGAAAUUCCAAUCAUGGAAAAAAUGGAAGUGGACGACGUGGUGGAUUUGAGCAUGGGAAGAGAUUCGGCGGUUUCUCUAUCAAAUGCAACAGUACGUGAUUUGAGGGCAUUAACUCAGAAUGCCGGCUUGACUAUCACACCGGCUCCACCAUCCGUCAAUAAUGAGCCAUACAGUAGACGCGUAUUACGGCCAAGAACUGAACCAAAAUCAUAUGCCGAAGCACCUGAUAUAGUUUUACUGCCAGCCAAAAUAAAUGGCCGCCAACAAAACGGCAACAUUGACUCGGAUACAGAUGAUGAGGAAAUGCCACCUAUUAUUGCAAUUAAGGAAUUAUCUGCGGCUGAAAUAUGGGAGCGAGAUAGAGGACUGAGAAAAUUGAGAGAAGAACUGAGAAAUGAAGAGACCAAAUUGGUUUUAUUAAAGAAGCUGAAGCAAUCACAACAAGUGAUGAAAGAGAAUUUAAUUGUAACACACACAAAUGCUUCAAAUAGUUCGAAUCCAAUAGUUGAGAUUCCGGCCGCUUUGUCACUUUCAUCCAAAGGUUCAUUAAGUGUUACACCUGCACCACCACCUUCGUCUUCAAAUCUUCAAAUUACAGCUCAUUCAAAAUCCAACCGAAAUUCAUCUCCUUUGAUUAGACAAACGGCUAGUAGCAGCGGAAAUUCAAGAGCAAGUGUAAAUGCUUUACCACCAACUCGUUCAUCAUUGCCAGGCGGCGCCACAUUAACGCCAGGAGGACCACCAUCGCAUCGAUCAUCAUAUGGACAAACUCGAACUGGUACUAAUUUGACAAUAACGCCAUCUGUAACUAUCACACCAACAACGGUUCCGCCAAGAAAAGAUGUUAUGCAAAUUAAUCUAUUGGACAAUGCCUCAAAAUUGAAUCAAGUAAGCAGUUCAGUUUCAAUAACUCCGGCCCCACCGCAUAUAUCCAACAACGAUCAGCUGAGCAAGAAUGACCGAUCGAGUUCUCGAGAAGAGGCUCAAACGCCGGCUCAACGUCAAGCGGCUGCAAAAUUAGCAUUGCGCAAACAAUUAGAAAAGACUUUGUUACAAAUUCCACCACCAAAACCACCACCACCAGAAAUGAACUUCAUUCCAAAUCCAAGCAACACGGAAUUUGUGUAUUUGCUUGGUUUGGAAACGGUUGUCGACUAUCUGACAAAAGAUAAAAGUUCACAGCCACCAAUUCAACAACCAUACCGUUGUUCGCAAUGUAAAAUUGACUUUACGCCACUAUGGAAAUGGGAAAAACAAGGCAAAACUGUCAAUGCUACCUUUACAAAUGCACCAAUUGGCAAAGAUUCAAAGAUUAUAUGUGAGCAAUGUGUUACGACGAAUGUUAAGAAAGCACUGAAGGCUGAACAUACGAAUCGACUGAAAACAGCAUUUGUCAAAGCACUGCAACAAGAGCAAGAGAUCGAACAACGUUUGGCAACGCAAAGCAGUCCCUCACCCACAUCACAUUCAUCGCAUUCGUUCACACAAUCACCGUCUGUAACGGCAACACCGGUUACAAUAACACCACAUCCGGCUCCAGCUAAAUCACAAACACCCACACAACGACCGACGCCACCUCUGCCACUUCCAAGCAAAUCGGCCACACCGCCAACAUCAAGACCGUCACGAUCACAACAGCAAUCUUCUUCACAACAAUCUGCAAUUCAACAAGCUUCGUUGGCGCAAUCAUCGUCAUCAUCAUUGCAACAGCAGCAGCAACAACAACAGCAGCAACAACAGCAGCAACAGCAACAACAACAAUUACAACAAAAUGAGGCUGCAAGUACGGCUGCUGCGGCUGCCCAACUGAAUGCUCUGGCCAAUCUUGGUUUGCAGGUUGGAAAUAUUGGUGCUCUAGCUGGUUUAGGUCAAUUAGGCGGUCUUGGCUUAGGAAAUUUGGGCAGUCUUGCCGGACUCGGUAACUUAAGUAACACACAAGCAGCACAAGCUGCACAGGCUCAACUUGCAAUGGCAACACUACAACAACAAUUUCUACGUUUGCAACAAGGAAUGGGCGCCGGAAACAAUGCUAAUGCGGCUGCGGCGGCUGCUGUAAAUGCUCAAUUAUUGGGCCAAUUCAGUCCAAUCCAUCAGUACAUGUAUCAAUUACAAAUGGCACAAGCUCUUGGAAAGAAGUCAUCCUCGUCCAAAAACAAUGCGCCCAAUUUUGAUAUUCGAACAUUGGCCGAAUUUCAGCGUCAAGUUUUAUUAAAUGAAUUAGCGCAACACCAGCAACAACCAUCGGGUUCAAGCAGUCGCCAAAACAACUGGAAACCAUAACCAUUUGGUGUGACAUAGAAUUGAUAUUCUAAAAGCAUCAAAUUAAAAAUCAUUUUACUGCAAUAGUCUUAACGAAACAACAAAGUUUAUUUAAACAAAAAAAAAAAAAACGAAGAAAGAAACAAAAAACAGAAAUAGUAAGUGACCAAAAUCAUUGCUCGAAAAUAUAUGAUUUUAAACCUUUUUUUUUAUCUAUCGAGAGAAGAAGAAAAUGGGAGAUUGUAGAAAAAAAUCAAUUCUUUUUUGUUCACAUUAUUAUAUUUAAAUUUCCACAGAGAAGAAGAGGGAAUAGAAAUAAUUUUUAGGAAUAAUUAUAAUAACCAAGGCAUGUGUACAAAACAAAAACAAACAAACAAAAUAUUCAAUACACAUAAUAUGUCGACUUAUCUCAUGAAUUUUGUACAUAAAUGAAUAAAAAAAAUAGUUUUUUUUUUGGUGAGAGAAUAAGUCCCAUACACUAUGACAUUUUUAUGGAAUACACAGUGAAAUGUUGUGGAAUGCACGCACGAUUUUCAGUGAAUUUUCGUAUUCCACUUUUACGUAAUUGUUCACUGUUUGACAUACAUGCAAAAAAAAUUCUCUGUAGAAAAUUAAAGAAAUGUUGACGAAAAAUUUUAUUGACGAAAAAAAAAUAUCAAAAAGAAGAUUGAAUCAAUUGAUAAAACUAUUUUAUAAAUUUAGGACAAACGCAGAUAGUAUGUGGAAAGAAAACUGACGAAAAAAAUUGUUUGAAUUUCAUAUGGUGCAUACCAUAUACAAGCGAGAGUAUCCUGAUCUGAGAUGGUUUAUUAAUGAAAGCAAACAAAUAAAAAAAUGAGCAUAAUUUUAAAGAGAAAUAUAAACAUAUAGUUCACAUUCAUUCUGUAUCUCUCACAUACAAUCACACAUUAAACGAUUUGUACCACUCGCACGAUAAGUACAGCCUUGCAUAAAAUAUUUAAUUGUAUAACAGUGGUGCGUUGCGUUUUUGCUCAAUUUCGCAAUGGAAAUAAAUUUUCUUUGAUAAUUGUAAUAUUUAAUUUUUGCCUUCUUCAAAUUCAACAAAUUGAUUGGCGUAGUGAUACCAUAUAUAUAUAUUUUUUUUCUUGAUAUGCAAACGACAAAAUCAAUUGACAUUUUGAAUGAGUUUGUUUUCGGUAUCGAUUACUGUCUAAAUGAGGUUGUAAAUCACUAAAUGCAUUGAAAUAAUAAUUAUAAUAUUGAUUUAAAAAAAAAAACAA